CAAUGAAUAAAAGAAGAAGACUUAUCAGCUAUGCUAUACUCAUACUGUACAGUAGGUGGCAGUAGAACCCAUAAGCAGUGGUUGGCAAAUUAACAAGAAGAAGACCAUCGAAUCCAAAAUGGCGACUCCCAUGCAUAGAUUGAUCGCUCGGAGACAAGCAGAGGCAAACAAACAAGGUGUUCGUUGUCAGAAAUGUCUAGAAUAUGGUCACUGGUCUUACGAGUGCAAAGGGAAAAGAAAAUAUCUCUAUCGGCCAUCCAGGACAGCUGAGAUGAAAAAGAAGCUGAAAGACACCGAAAGCAAAGCUUUAGAUGAAACUGGACCUGGAAUAGUACAACAAAGUGAGAAAAAGACAAAGAAAAAAAGGUCCUCCUCCAGCUCCGGCAGUAGCAGUGAUUCUUCAAGCUCUUCUAGCGAUUCUUCCUCAGACAGCAGUGAUUCCUCCAGCUCCUCAUCCUCAUCUGAAGACAGCAGCAGUGACAGUGAAGACAGUUCCAGCUCAUCUUCUUCUUCAUCCUCUUCUGACUCCGAUUCAGAUUCCUCAAGCAGUUCUGACCAAGGUCCACCAAAAAAAAGAAAGAAGAAGAAAUGAAGGCCAUGUUCAUCUCAUUUAAACAGAAUUCAUAUUGAUACAUUGACAGUAAUACAACAUCCUGGUUAAAUGACUCCAACAAAUACCCCAACAAAGUGUUUACUCAGUCUCUAACACCUUUAUUCAUACGGUCACAGUGGACGCUUUCUUUCGCUACUUUUUGUAAUAUUUUCCACAAGGGGAAGUGAUGCAUGUAUUUAAAGAAAUUGAGGCAAAUGUUGGUUUUUGUAGAAUUGUAAAUUCACAUCCAUGGUUUAAAUUAUACUACAGUUAAUCAUUUUGGUUCUUUUUUGAUUUUCUGUGCAUUUUUUUGUUACAUAUGGAUUGUGAUGCACAAAGUUGGGGCAGUGUUUUAAGAACUAUGUUCUGCUGAAAUAAAUAGUUUUUAAAGAUAGAAA
Misgurnus anguillicaudatus (oriental weatherfish) is the source of this 990-nucleotide messenger RNA. It is a transcript of the gene zcchc10, whose product is annotated as zinc finger, CCHC domain containing 10. Gene Ontology annotation, molecular function: nucleic acid binding; zinc ion binding. Lineage: Eukaryota; Metazoa; Chordata; Actinopteri; Cypriniformes; Cobitidae. The record is from RefSeq and is a predicted model, not a curated record.